AUGGGGGAGCCUCGGAGAGGAGGUAGACCUGGCGGUCAGCCGGACAGGGCGGUCAACGCGGUAGAACGUGGACCGCGAGACUCGGAGUGCCUUCUACUCAUUGAGUCGGCCGAGCUGAACAUCCCGGAGGAAGCGCACGAUGACGGGCUGGGAAGCUGUUGUCAUCUCGACAAGCACGGGCAGUGGAUCAUCGAGUUCCUUUCGCGCGAAGAGGCGAAGAAGGCAGUAGCGGAGGCAGAUCAGCGGUUGCGUAGCGGGUUCGUGCGCAGAUCAGGGGCAGCUCGAGGACAUACCACACAAGACACCGAGCAGAAUGAAUGGUUAGCGCGGAACCGUGUACACGAGCGCGUACGACUCAGGGCCGUGGUCUCGGAGAGCGAGAGGGAGGAGCAGUGGACACGGUGCGAGACUGGAGAAGCACGCGGCCCGGGUCGACGAGUCGGAGGAAACCAAAUCUGUGACGCGCAUAGUCCGGCGAACCGAGAACAUCCGCACAAGAGGCGUCGGAGAGGAGCCGGACCUAGUGGCCAGCCGGUCGGCGCGAUCGACGCGGAAGAACGUGGACGACGAGAGUGCCUACUCUUGGAGUCAGCCGAGCUCAGCAUCCCGGAGGAAGAGCACGAUGACGAGCUGGAUAGCUGUUGCCACCUCGAUGACUGUGGGCAUUGGAUCGUCGAAUAUCUUCCGCGCGACGAGGCGAGGAAGGCGGUAGCGGAGGCAGAUCGGCGCUUGCAAGACGGGUUCAUGCGCAGUUCAAGGGCAGCCCGAGGACACACCCCAGACGGUACCGACCGGAAUGAAGGAUCGUACCAGGGGUGCAAGUAUGCGAGGGCCGACCCAAUAACCUCAAGCAGCACAACCGUGGCACACAAACACGGACUAGUCGGAGAGUGCCUACUCGUCAAGUGCACCGAGCUCAGGGACCCGGAAGAGGUCUGCGGCGACGAGCUACUUGUCAGCUCCCAUCACCCGGAGGAAGAGAUCCGUUGGGCUGUCGAAUACCUGCCAUGGGCAGACACGGAGAGGGCGUUUGCCAAGGCGGAACGAGACUGCGGCUGGCUCGACAAGGAUGAGGAUCGCAUGCGCGGUUUCGACGCGACUCGAGGACGCAGGGUAGAAGAUGAUCGAGCGGACGGACUCGCGUCAUUCAUGUCGCAGUGGAUCGCUCUCGGUUAGGCAGUGUUGUUGCGGGGAGUAGGUGACCGGGGACGGUCACAAUUCGAGUAAGGGGGAGAUGUGGGGAGUGCCUCCCACAUAGGCCCGGACAGUACGUAUAUCGCUUAUUUUGGGCUAUCUGGUCAGUGCCGUUCCCUCCGAGCACAUUGACAGCCUUCGCUAUUCCUUCCGAUACCCCAUCUCUACUGUACUUGAUGGACUUCGCGCGAUUUCGCAUUACUUACCAUAUAUAGCAAGUACCUACUAUUAGUCAGCUUCGGCGGCAUACAGUGCCACGAAGACUUGUACAUACCUUAGCUCUCCCCGGACCUUGAAUCUAGACAUCUGCGAGCAUAGCUUGCGCAUUCCCCAUACACUCGCCGGAGCGGGGAGAGGCUCCCUGGGUCAGUCAGUGUUGACCGACUCGGGAUCAAGAAUCUUUCGGACGAACGCAGCGCCACGUAAUCGGG
This is a messenger RNA of Fomitopsis serialis, 1625 nucleotides long. RefSeq lists its product as uncharacterized. The transcript has a single exon. NCBI's taxonomy places the organism in Eukaryota, Fungi, Basidiomycota, Agaricomycetes, Polyporales, Fomitopsidaceae. The record is from RefSeq and is a predicted model, not a curated record. The coding region runs from base 1 to 1176 and encodes 391 amino acids.